GGGGUCCCAGCCUGUCCCUCUCUCUCGGGGAGCCCCUUGUCGCCGUGCCCAGCGCUGCGGGAUCCCCGUGAGGCAGGACUUGCGCUACGCGCUGGAGGCUUCACCGCGGAGCUGAGCCGGCAGCGGCUGGACAUGAGCUAUGGGUGUGCGGGGACCUCAGAGGGUUCCCGGCUGCUCCGUGGGGACCCCGGCUCCCUAUCCACCUGCUCGAGUCCCUGGCGGGAGAGCAGGCGCCCAAAAAGAAAGCGGGAAAAAAAGGGAAAGGGAGCAAAGCUUCAGCAGUGCCUGAUGUCUUGUCCCCAGAGGAGAUGAGCAAGGAGCAGCUGGAGGCACACGUUGUGCGUCUCCGGGAGGAGCUGGACCGAGAACGGGAAGAGCGUAACUAUUUCCAACUAGAGCGUGACAGGACUCAUGCCUGUUGGGAGAUCACCCGCCGGCAGCUGGAGGAGAAGAAAGCAGAGCUGCGGAACAAGGACCGGGAGAUGGAGGAGGCGGAAGAGCGGCAUCAAGUGGAGAUCAAGGUUUACAAGCAGAAGGUGAAGCACUUGCUGUAUGAACACCAGGAAAACCUCAGUGACCUGAAGGUGGAGGGCACCCUGUCCAUGAAGCGGGCCCAGCAGGAUCACUGGGCCCAGGAGAUGGAGCUGCGCAAGGACAUGCGCUCCUUGAAAGUGGAGCUGAAGGAGCAGGAGCUGGCCAGCGAGGUGGUGGUGAAAAACAUGCGCCUGAAACAAGAGGAGGAGAUCACCCAGCUGUGCAGUGACUUUGAGAGACAAGUGAAAGAGAUCGAGGCCAAGUACAACAAGAAGAUGCAAGUUCUGCGGGAUGAGCUUGACUUGCGGAGGAAGACGGAAAUCCAUGAGGUGGAGGAGAGGAAGAACAGCCAGAUCAGUGAGCUGAUGAGGAACCACGAGAAGGCCUUCAGUGACAUCAAGAACUACUACAACGACAUCACCCUCAAAAACCUGGCACUUAUCACCUUGCUGAAGGAGCAGAUGGAGGAGAUGAAGAAAAGGGAGACUAAACUGGAAAAGGAGAAGGCAGAUGCGCUGCUCCAGAACAAGCAGCUGAAGGAGUCCCUGCAGCAGACCCAGGAGCAUGUGUUCGAGCUGCAGAAGAAGCUGGCCCACUACGACAUGGACAAGGAGGCCCUGAAGCAUGCAAAAGGCCAUCUUAAAGUCAGCCAGAAGGAGCUGAAGGAUCUUCAGUGGGAACAUGAAGUGCUGGAGCAGAGGUUCAUUAAGGUGCAGGCAGAGCGAGAUGAGCUCUACCAGAAGUUCACCAAAGCCAUUAACGAGGUGCAGCAGAAAACAGGCUUCAAGAACCUGCUCCUGGAGCGCAAGUUGAAAGGACUCCUCAGUGUCCUGGAGAAGAAGGAGGUGGAGCUCAGUGAGGCCUUCGCAGCCUCCAACCUUGACCCGGGCGCCCUCUCCUUGGUCUCGAACAAGCUGGAGGAUGUGCUCAGUUCCAAGAACGCCACCAUCAAGGACCUGCAGCUCCAGCUGGCCCGGGUCUGCAAGGCACACAAUGACAUGCUGCAGACGUUCCAGGCAAAGCUGACAGACUUUGGGAUCCCCCUGGACAACCUGGGCUUCAAGCCGCUGGCCAGCCCGGUGCUGGGGCAGGCACUGGGACAGGGCCCCGCUGGGCUGGUGGCAGUACCCACCUGAGCAGAGACCCACAGGAAACGGGGCUGUGCCCCCUGCCUGCUCCAUGCCAUUAAACAGUCCUCCCCAA
Messenger RNA from Columba livia (rock pigeon), 1737 nucleotides. RefSeq names its product growth arrest specific 8 (gene GAS8). Bases 309 to 1670 code for a protein of 453 amino acids. Gene Ontology annotation, biological process: flagellated sperm motility. The record is from RefSeq and is a predicted model, not a curated record. Gene Ontology annotation, molecular function: microtubule binding; small GTPase binding. Gene Ontology annotation, cellular component: microtubule; motile cilium; Golgi apparatus. The transcript has 11 exons. Lineage: Eukaryota; Metazoa; Chordata; Aves; Columbiformes; Columbidae.